CUGCAGCAAGUCGGAUCUGUAUGACCAUGUUUCGAACAGGCAAGGACUGUGAGUGAAAGGAGCGCUGUUUUCAAUAAUAAUAUAAGUAAUAUUACUAUAAUAAUAAUAAUAAUAAUUAGGGCACUGAUUUCUUGUUCAACCCACUCUGAAUUUCGUUUAUCCGUGUGAUCGUAUGCUUUCAUUACAUUCAUAUUAAACACAACAUUUCAUAUUUCAUUUUAUGAUGUGUUUCCAUACAAAAAAGUAACCCAGUUUUUAGGAUAGGCUACUUUUCCUGCACAAUCGAAGUUUCGCUUCUUUAUGCGGAAAGGGCAACUGAACAACUUUCUAUACUGAUGUAGGUUCCUUCUGUUCUUAAGGAGAACUAAGUGACAGGGCGUUCAGAGAAAGCGUAUCGUCUGCAGUAGGUUACUUGUUCAGACAAAUGUAGCCGAAUUUUCGCACAAAAUGGGAGCUGCUUUACUCGCGUUUCUUCUGGCUGCUUGCAGAUAUGCUCUUUGUAAAGAAACGCACGUUUUUGAUGGGCAUAUUGUUAAUUUAGCCGUUGGAAUCGAUAAACUAUUCGUCCUCACGGAUAAGCCUACUGAACUUCAUCAGAUGACCCUGAGCCUCACACUGGAAAUGCUUAAACACAUUUCAAAUUCAGCUGCAAACAACGUGGUGACUUUACUUCCUUUCAUCAGUAACGGUACUCUGUUGACAUGCGGAUCUCUCCCUGGGAAUCUCUGUGGAUACUGUGAAGUUCUUGACCUGAAUAACAUCUCUAGAAGGAUACAAAGGGACAGUGUCACCAUUGGGUCAUACUCAAAUAUUGCUUUUUUUACUGACCAUGGAACGAACAAACACUUAUUGGUGGCCAAAAACGGAGGAACGUCAAAGUGUGACAGUGACCCCUUAGUAACAUUACGGGAUACUGUAGAUGGUCAGAUUGGAGGAAUUUUCUCCAAAUUAGAUUUACAUGAUACCGCCAGCAUCCAACCAAUUAUUGGCCAGGGAAUUCAGUUUGUAGAUGGUUUCCAGUUGAAUGCAUCAAAUAUACAACGAAUCUAUCUUCUUGUGAACGUCAAGAACGGAUUCGAAUCAAAAGUCAAACUUCUGAGGCUUAAUAAUCGGGACACUAAAGGGGAAACCUUCCGAACCCUCCACGGUGCGGCGCUUCAGUGUUGCGACGGCAACGAAUCCUGGAUGCUUCUGUCCUCUGCUCCUAUUCCUGGAGGAUCUCAGGUGCUUUGGGCAGGUGUCUUUCAGGACAAGACUGGAGACGCCGCGGUGGCAAUUUUUGACAUCAGCCCAUGGCAAACAGCCCCUGUUUCAGGCUUCUGCUUUAACAAAGAUGAGUGUAACGUAGAAGAUAAACGCCAGGUUUGAAAAUAAUAAUGAAGAAAAUAUGUGCUGAAAUGUAUUUGUCUAUGUUGUUAUUUCUGAUUAAUAAGUUUAAAGGAAUCAUAUUACUGUGGUGAAGCAGUGAAUGACCACACCCCUGUUUAUCAGUGUUAUUGCUCUUCUACAGUCUGAUCUGAUCAAAGAUAAAGUUCUCAAGCCAGCUGCGGUGGUGUUCAGGUCCAGCAACAUAACAUCAGUCGCUGCCUUAAGGAGCAACUCCUGGAUUGUGCUUUUCUUUGGCACUGGAACUGGACUGCUGAACAAGCUUGUUGUAGAUGUAUCCCUCAGACCUGGCUGCCCCACUGUGCUGUACAGUUCAAAUGAGGAUCAACACAUUUUACCCAGGAUGCUCUUUACCCCAGUGCAUCACACAGACAUUUACAUGGCUCUGGGAAACCAGAUGAUAAGGGUCCCUGUGGCCCAAUGUGGUGUGUAUCAGACUCUGAGGGACUGCUGGUCUGCCCUGGACCCCUUCUGUGGCUGGUGUGUGUCUCAGAGCAGAUGCUCGUUUCAACAUGACUGUUCCAGCUCUGACUGGGUCUCAGUUCCUGGAACGUCCCAGCAGAGGGAGAUUAUUUCUGUCCACAUGAAGAGGAGCACCAAUGGGCAGGACAUCACAGUUACAGCCUCACCCAACCUGAACAGUGGCAUACAUUUCUCGUGUGCUUUAGAGAAGUGUGACAGCCCUGGGCCUUCUUCCUGUUCCUGCAUCCUCUCUAGUGAGAGCUUCCCUGCCGAAGGACUCAGCCUAAGCGUCAUCAUUACAGUCCAGAGGGAGACACUCAUUAAGGACGUGCGUUUGGAAAACUGCUCCGCUAUCAGAGGAGGGCCACCUUCUGUUUUGUGUAUGGAGUGCUUCUCUGCAGGGUGUGUGUGGUCUCUCUCAGGUGAUGCUUGUACCUGGAGGACAGCCUCCACAGAGGACAAUGUGACCACACAGGAUGUAUGUAGAAACCUCACACCAGGACAGAACCUGACAACGCCAGAAAUUCUGUCCGUGACACCUGAUGAAGUUUCCAUCCAUGGCCGAAAUGGUGCUGUUAUUAAAGGAAGGAACCUGGAAUCAGUCACGAAGAUCAGUCACCAGCAUUACCUCUGUUCGUCCAAACUAAAGCAUCAGACAUUACACAGCCUCCCCAUCAUGCAUCAGGAGCUGAACCCGUGCUUGGUGUUGUGA
Messenger RNA from Clupea harengus (Atlantic herring), 2560 nucleotides. Its product is annotated as plexin-C1-like. Gene Ontology annotation, biological process: negative regulation of cell adhesion; regulation of cell migration; regulation of GTPase activity. Gene Ontology annotation, cellular component: plasma membrane; semaphorin receptor complex. The transcript is spliced from 10 exons. Gene Ontology annotation, molecular function: protein binding; semaphorin receptor activity. NCBI's taxonomy places the organism in Eukaryota, Metazoa, Chordata, Actinopteri, Clupeiformes, Clupeidae. Bases 1469 to 2560 code for a protein of 363 amino acids. The record is from RefSeq and is a predicted model, not a curated record.